Molecule: messenger RNA, 1469 nt
Organism: Notolabrus celidotus (New Zealand spotty)
Lineage: Eukaryota; Metazoa; Chordata; Actinopteri; Labriformes; Labridae
Gene: hacd4
Product: 3-hydroxyacyl-CoA dehydratase 4
Exons: 8
Coding region: 176-844 (222 amino acids)
Biological process (GO): very long-chain fatty acid biosynthetic process; fatty acid elongation; sphingolipid biosynthetic process
Cellular component (GO): endoplasmic reticulum membrane
Molecular function (GO): 3-hydroxyacyl-CoA dehydratase activity
Source: RefSeq, a predicted model, not a curated record
UGACGUCCGACUCACACACGGGUUGUGACGGUGUGUAAGAGAAAGAGGCGUGUCCAUGUUUACUGAGAGGAAACUGCAGCUGGAAAAAUGAUUCUCCUCAAAGUCAGACUCCUGGGAUCAUCACCCGCUCCUCUUUGCCAACACUAACAGACUAGAAGAAGACUUCAGGAGGAAGAUGCUGAGCUUCAGGCUGCUCUACAUUUUCUCGUAUAACCUGUUCCAGUUCUGCGGACACACCUGGAUCCUGGCCAACACCAUCGCCAGGUUCCUCAUGUUCGGGAAAGAUGCGUUAGCUGACACAUUUUACUCCGUGGGCUUCGUGAUGAGUCUGUGCCAGCUGCUCUCCAUCCUCGAGCUCUUCCACAUCGCAGACGGCAUUGAGAGAGCCAGACUUUUCCCUCGCUUCAUCCAAGUCGUGGAGAAGAACCUCCUCCUGAUCAUGGUCAUCAUGUUGGAGGAGAUCCAGAGUAAACCUGUGGUGUGUGUUCAGCUCUUCUUGUGGAACAUCCUGGACCUGCUGAGGUAUCCCCAUGAGCUUCUGUGUCUGAUGCAGAGACCCUCCAUAACCAUGCUGUGGACUCGAUACACGCUCUGGAUCCCCGUGUACGUCCUGUCAGCAGCCACAGAAGGUGUCACCAUAUACCAGGCCCUGCCGUAUGUCGAGCCAAAAGCAUCAGAGUCUUCUUCCUCUGUAAACUCAACAGUGUCAUCCCAGCCUCACCUGCCCUUCGCCUUGAUGUUCUACCUGCCUGUUCUCACUCUGGGAGCGUCUGCAGCCGUGUGGCAGCUGCUUCAGGAGAGACAGCAUCACCUGCACAAAUGGAACAAGAUGAAGAAGAAAUGAGUCCUGAAGACUGAACGUUUGGUACUCUGAAGAGAAGUUCCUCUGGACUGAUGCCGCCGAGGCGAGAGGAUCUUGAACUUAAAGCCACAAAGUGAAAAACAUAAGCUUCCUGUUUGAUGAACUUUUAAUGUGUGUGAUCGGGACAGAGUACACUCCUCUUGUUUUUGUCAUUCCUGUGUGAUUUUAGCAGAGUCCAUUAUGCUGCAGUGUCUCAGCUGUGAGUUUUUAAAGCUCCCUCCAUGAAUCUGAGAAGAACCUGUGUUUGUUUUGGUCAGUCAUGACUCCUCCGGGCUACCAUCCGUACGCUCUGGUCCACACAGCUUUCUUCUUGAACUCAGCAGAGGACUUCAGGACCAACAGGGUGGCUGAAACAACGACACAGGAGGAAGAUUUUAAAUCAGAAGAGGAGACUUUAACUCUGUAGAGGAUGUGAGUGUGUGAGGAGAGACAGGGGUCUUUGUCUUUGUGUAUUUAACGUCAUGCAACAGGAACACCACCAUCAGAGUUUUUACCAUAUUCAUUCUCUAAAGAAAACAUCCGUUAAUAUUCACUCUCUCUCUAUCAGACAUGAUGGAAGCAUUCCCCUCCUCACGAAAACAUUCAAAUAAAGAUUUUCAAACAUUAA